Messenger RNA from Ceutorhynchus assimilis (cabbage seed weevil), 1572 nucleotides. The record is from the annotation of a GenBank genome assembly. NCBI's taxonomy places the organism in Eukaryota, Metazoa, Arthropoda, Insecta, Coleoptera, Curculionidae.
CAUAGAAUAAAUCCUUAGCCUAUGAUGAAUCGUACAUUAAUAUAAAGCACAAUCAAUAAUGAAUAUUUUUAAGCAUUUACGGUUUUAGAUUUCUUAAUUUUAAAAGACUUUUAUCGAAUUUGGCAACAGUACCUUGUUUUGAUUGGCCCUGAGAAAACAUGAGAGUUUUGUUUGUCGUGUUUUAUUUAUUUUUCUUUAAUCAAUGGGUUUGAUUGGAGGUUAGAACUUAGAAAAACUUUUAAUUUCAUGUUUUGGUGAAGAUGUUUUUGUGAAUUUUAUGGAAACUCUAGCGUAACCAGGUGAAUGUCUUAUUAGCUUUAAGCACUCUUAGACGCCCUGCAACAAAACCAACAUGGACCCUCCAAGCUCGCCAAAUAUCAUUAAACCGGCUUCAGCGGUCGGUACUGGUCAUAAAGGAUUGAAGGGCAUCAUUGCAGGUGGUAUAACUGGUGGUAUAGAAAUUUGUAUAACUUUUCCGACUGAAUAUGUGAAGACUCAACUGCAAUUGGACGAAAAAGGAGCUGCAAAAAAAUACGACGGAAUUGCUGACUGUGUCAAAAAAACUGUUAAAAGCCAUGGUUUUUUUGGUCUUUACAGAGGUUUGAGCGUCUUGCUCUAUGGAUCCAUACCUAAGAGUGCUGUGCGAUUUGGAUCUUUUGAGACUUUCAAAGGUUUAGUUGUAGAACCAGAUGGUUCAUUAUCAAUUGCUAACCGUUUGUUAUGUGGUUUGGGUGCGGGCGUCUGCGAGGCAAUUUUUGCCGUCACUCCAAUGGAAACUGUUAAAGUUAAGUUCAUCAACGACCAAAGGAGCGGUAACCCUAGAUUCAGAGGCUUUUUCCAUGGAGUAGGACUUAUUAUCAAAGAACAAGGUAUUGGUGGUGUGUAUAAGGGGUUGACUGCCACCAUAAUGAAACAGGGUAGUAAUCAGGCUAUGAGGUUCUUUGUUAUGGAGACGCUUAAGGAUUUGUAUAAGGGAGAAGACAAAAAGAAGCCUGUUCCUAAGUAUUUAGUAGGAAUGUUUGGUGCAGUAGCAGGAGCUACAUCAGUUUUUGGCAACACACCACUGGACGUAGUCAAGACCAGAAUGCAAGGUCUGGAAGCCAGCAAAUACAAAAAUACUUUGGAUUGUGCCUCGCAAAUUUGGAAAAACGAAGGCCCUUCUGCCUUUUAUAAAGGCACAGUACCUAGGUUAGGUAGGGUGUGCUUGGACGUUGCCAUUACUUUCAUGAUAUACGACAGCUUUAUGGAUUUGUUUAAUAAAUUCUGGCCUUAAUUUAAGAAAUAAACAAGUAGGGUGCGAGAGUGAUCAGUUUGUAAUUAUUAAUCAUUUAUUUUCCCGCCAAAUGUGGUGGUCUUCGCCAAAUAGCUUUUUAAAGUUUAGGCUCGUUAUAGUAACCUGUUGCAUUUAUAAAAUCUUUCCAGAAAUUUUAAUUUUAUCAUUUAACAUUCCAAGAAAAUAAUUUCAAUCUCUUAAUGCAUUUUGCCAAUUGAAACCAAAAUUUGUUAUACAUACUUUACCUAUAUUUUUUAAAGUUUUUAAAAUGUUUGACCUUUCUACAAUUUUAUAGAGUA